Molecule: messenger RNA, 783 nt
Organism: Penicillium brevicompactum
Lineage: Eukaryota; Fungi; Ascomycota; Eurotiomycetes; Eurotiales; Aspergillaceae
Exons: 2
Coding region: 1-783 (260 amino acids)
Biological process (GO): secondary metabolite biosynthetic process
Cellular component (GO): cytoplasm; nucleus
Source: RefSeq, a predicted model, not a curated record
AUGGUAGGCUUCCUCAUCUCUCUUCUAGCACCAAACCCACGAACCUUGCAAUACACAAGAUCACUUCGUGAGAAGCUGCGCAGCUCAUUUCGCUUCGUCUUUGCGAAUGGACCUUUCUUCUCCGAAGCUGGGCCAGGAGUACUCCCUACAUACGCGGAUGCCGAUCCCUACCGAAGAUGGCUGCGUUGGACUGAAUCACACCGGGUACUGAAGCCGAAGUUUCACGUAGAAGCUAUUCGAAGGUGUCUUGAAGAUGCGAUGGUCCAAGACGAUGAAGCUGGCGGCUGUGGACCGUGGGUUGGCCUGUUGGGUUUCAGCCAAGGGGCAAGGUUGAGUGCCUCUAUCUUGUUUGAAUCACAAAGACGCCAGGCAGCCCAAGAAAGAGGAGAGGUUCUCACAGGAUACGAGGGGGAUUCUGUUUCCACUCUUUGGAGUCAGGAUUGGAAGUUUGCAGUGUUGUUUGCAGCUCCUGCGCCGCUGGUGGCACUUUCGCCCGAGAUUGGAGACUUACCCUUGCAAAAUCCAACGGAACUGGGAAUCUCACUUGAGGAUUUAGAAAGGAUAAGUCCUAUUGGCGAGUUGUCAAUCGAGAGGCCAACACUACACGUGGUAGGCAUUCAUGACGAAUGGGCUGCUUCGCAGAAGAAGCUUUAUGAUACAUAUUGUUCCCCCAAAACAAAGAGCUUGGUGCAGUGGGACGGUGAUCACCGAAUACCUAUCCAAGCUUCAGAUGUAGAAAUGAUUUGCGCGAAGAUUCUCGAAAUGGCUGGCAAGAAUAGUUAA